AUGACGUAUGCUGCAGCCAAACUAGAAAGUCUGCCUCUACACGCAUCCAAGACUAUCAGCGAGAUCAGCGCUGUCUCAGAGGCAUUCGCAGUGACCAACGGAGUGAAGCAGGGCUGUGUGCUGGCACCAACCCUCUUCAGUCUUAUGUUCUCUGCCAUGCUGAUGGACGCCUACCGCGACGAACGCCCUGGAAUCCGCAUCGCCUACAGAACGGAUGGUCAUCUCCUGAAUCGCCGGCGCAUGAACUUCCAAUCGCGCGUAUCCACAACUACCGUGCACGAACUCCUCUUCGCCAACGACUGCGCCCUGAACACCACCUCCGAAGCGGAGAUGCAACGGAGCAUGGACAUAUUCGCCGCCGCCUGCGAGAACUUUGGGCUGGUUAUCAACACGCAGAAGACGGUGGUGAUGCACCAACCGCCGCCCAACUCAGCCGCAGCCCCCAACGCGCCGCAAAUCCAUGUGAAUGGGACUCAACUGCAAGUGGUGGAGAACUUCCCGUAUCUGGGCAGUACCCUCUCCCACAACACCAAGAUUGAUGACGAAGUCGCCAACAGGAUCUCGAAAGCCAGUCAAGCCUUCGGUCGUCUCCGAAGCACAGUUUGGAAUCGCCACGGUCUCCGACUGAGCACGAAGCUGAAGAUGUACAAGGCCGUCAUCCUGCCGACGUUACUGUACGGAGCAGAGACAUGGACGGUGUACACGAGACAGGCACGCCGACUGAACCACUUCCACCUCAGUUGUCUCCGUCGCAUCCUGAGGCUGAACUGGCAGGAUCGAAUCCCCGACACGGAAGUACUGGAACGAACGGGAAUCCCCAGCAUCUACGCCAUACUGAAACAAAUGCAGCUGCGCUGGAGCGGCCACCUGGUGCGCAUGGACGACGAGCGACUACCCAAACGACUCUUCUACGGAGACGUCGCGACGGGUUCUCGUCGUCAAGGAGGCCAAAUUCGCCGUUACAAGGAUACCCUGAAGUCCUCCCUUAAGCGCCUGCACAUCAACCCGACCAACUGGGAAGAGCUCGCUCGCGAUCGUCCGACAUGGAGGAGAACAGUGAAGACGGGCGCUGCUAUCUAUGAAGCCAACCGCAUCGCCGCCGCCAAAGCGAAACGCGAAGCCCGCAAAUCACAACUUCGCCCAGUCCGCAACGCCGCCGCACAACCUCCCCCUACGUGUCCUCGAUGUCAACGGACAUUCCGGGCACGAAUCGGACUUGUUGGACAUCUUCGGAUCAACUGCACCUCUCGCACUGCUCCAGCCAUCGUCCCCCCGCCCGCAUCUUCCUCGUCCCCUCUUCCGCCAACUAACUCUGACACUCCUUCUGCACCACCACUUCCAUCCUCCCUCUUCUCCUCUACUGCCCCAGCGGCGGCCGCUCAGACUGCCGUCUCACACAUCACCAACCCCGACCCAAUAACCGCCACCACCCCCACCUCUCCCGAUUCCAGUGAUGAGGAUCAGGACUACACCUGCCCUCACUGCGACCGCACCUUCACCUCUCGCAUCGGCCUGGUUGGUCACUUGCGAAUCCAUCGCACAGAGACUGGCGAACCAAUGCCUGGAGCACCAACCUACACUCACCGCACUCGCCUCCACUGCCCACACUGCCCUCGCACCUUCACGCAUCGCAUGGGUCUAUUCGGCCACAUGCGCAUCCACGAGAGCGGAAUUGAACGCCGCCUUGACAAACCCACCCCGCCGAGCCCCACUCCCAAUCCAUCACCUUGUGCACCCACUAACCACUCCCCAGCCGACAUCGACGCCACCGACCUUACCACCCCUCACUCCUCCCCUUUCUCCUCCUCUUCCACCUUCACUGCCACAAUGACGGCCACUCUGGCGUCUGUAGCGCAUGACUCGACCACAGCCGCACCUGACACAACAACAGGCACAACCCCUGCAACCUCCAUCAUCAGACGUGAGGGCCAGGGCUACAUCUGCCCUCACUGCGAUCGCACCUUCAUCUCACGCAUCGGCCUGGUCGGUCACUUGCGAAUCCAUCGCACAGAGACUGGAGAACCAGUGCCUGGAGCACCAACCUACACCCACCGCACUCGCCUUCACUGCCCACACUGCCCUCGCACCUUCACGCAUCGCAUGGGUCUAUUCGGCCACAUGCGCAUCCACGACGACCUGCGGUAG
Spirometra erinaceieuropaei is the source of this 2145-nucleotide messenger RNA. The record is from the annotation of a GenBank genome assembly. Lineage: Eukaryota; Metazoa; Platyhelminthes; Cestoda; Diphyllobothriidea; Diphyllobothriidae.